UUGGCCGCCCUCGAGCGCGAGAAGAUCGAGAACGAGUACCGCGAGAUCCAGGAGACCAUCAGCCGACUCGAAGACCUCUUGGCGGAUCCCCGCAAGGUGGACGUGGUAGUCAAGAAGGAGACGCGUACUCUCAAGAACAAGAUCGACGGCGAGCGACGGACGCAAAUCAGCGACGCCUCCAUCGAUAUCAACCGCGACGACAUCGAGCCACACGAGCAGGUGGUCAUCACCUUCAGCAAGGGCGGGUACAUCAAGCGCAUCCCGGCCACGACGUUCCGCAACCAGCACCGGGGCGGCAAGGGUGUCUCGGGGAUGAACACGCGUGACAACGACCCGGUGCGUCAUAUACUCGUGGUCGAUACGCAUGACAUGCUGCUGUUCUUCACGAGCAGUGGGCGGGUUCUGCCGCUGAAGACCUACGAGCUUCGCCCGGAUACGUCGCGCAACACGCGAGGGGUUCCGGUAGUUAACGUGAUCCCGUUGAGCGGUGAGGAGCAAGUCGAGGCGAUUAUCGGCGUCAAGACCCUUGAUCAGCCUGACCUCUACCUCGUCAUGGCCACCCAGCAGGGGAGCGUAAAGCGGACGGCACUUAACGCGAUCACCAACAUCCGCCGCGCGGGUCUGAUCAUUUUCAACCUGCGAGAUAAGGACAUGCUCGUGACCGCGCGUCUCGCCCACGAGAGCGAUGACGUCAUGAUGGUAACGGAGCAGGGAAUGUCGAUACGGUUCCCCGUCCAGGACGUCAAGCCGCGAUUACGGGCUGCCGGCGGCGUGCGAGGCAUGAUGCUCUCAAAGCGAGACCGGAUCGUGUCGAUGGACAUGGUGAUUCCCGAUAGCAAGCUGCUCGUCAUCAGCAAGAACGGCUACGGUAAACUCACCUAUCUCAAGAGUUACCCGUCGCAGGGCCGCAGUGGGUUGGGUGUCAAGACAAUGUCCGUCACGAAACGGACGGGCAAAGUCGCGGCAGCCGAAGUCAUCGCCGACAGUGACGAGGUCUACGUCGUGUCGGAGCAGGCCCAGGUGAUCCGCACAAACCUCUCCGAGAUUCGCAGCACCGGACGCGCGACCCAGGGCGUGCGCAUCUUCAACCCGAAGGAGGGCGAUGCCGUGGCGUCGAUCUCCUGUGUCGGUGAGUUCGAGGUGCCGGAAGAGAAGGUCGUUCAGGUCACGCCAACCGUUCCUCCGGCUCCGCCGGCUCCCUGA
Geodia barretti is the source of this 1203-nucleotide messenger RNA. Lineage: Eukaryota; Metazoa; Porifera; Demospongiae; Tetractinellida; Geodiidae. The record is from the annotation of a GenBank genome assembly.